CUCGCUGCGAUGGCGGCGGCGCCGAGCACAGUCACACCGCUGGCGGCGGAGUCUUCCCCUCAGGAAGCUACCGUCUCUGCCGCCUCCUCCUUCUCCUACACCGCCUGCGCGGCGGCGGCGGUGGCGGCGGCAGCGAUUGUGCCUGCCUCCUCCGCCACCUCCACCUCUGCCUGCCCGCCUGCCGGUGGCUGUGGUGACGGCGGCGGCAGCUUUGGCGGCUCCACUAUGGCGGCGGCGGGGAGGGGGGGCAGUAGUUUUAAAGUAGACACCCGCCCUUUCCUCAGAGAAGAUAUGAGUUGGAAUCAACAGGAAAAGACUGAACUUUUUACAGAUAAUUUUUGUAAUAUAUGUGGAGUGGUGCUGCGGUUUGAAUCACAGAGGAUUUCACAUUAUGAGAGUGAAAAACAUGCUCAAAAUGUUAGGUUUUAUUUUCAAAUGCAUGGGGAACAAAAUGAAGUGCCUGGUAGGAAAAUGAAGAUGGAUGUUAGGAAUUUUCAGGUGCAUAGGAGUGAAGUAGUGGACAGAAACAAAUUUUGUGAUCUUUGCAACAUGAUUUUUAGUUCCCCAGUUGUUGCUCAGUCUCACUAUGUGGGGAAAGUCCAUGCUAAAAAACUGAAGCAAUUAAUGGAGGAGCAUGAUCAGGUAUCUCCAUCAGGAUUUCAGCCAGAGAUGGCAGGUGUGCCUAUUACUACUUCUUCAGAGUCAACUUUUCUGAAGCCCCUUGCUGUCAAGCCUCCUCCAGCAUUUAGUAUGAGAACCUACGUUUGUCAUAUUUGCAAUAUCACUUUUACAUCUUUAGAAAUGUUCCGGUCCCAUAUGCAAGGAAGUGAACAUCAAAUUAAGAAGAAAAGAUUUAAUGGACAAUUGCUGACUAGAGAAUCCAUUGUUAUCAAUCUAGUGAAGAAUACAAAGAAGCCACCAGAUUCUUACCAAGAUGAAGGUUCAGAUUACAUCAAAGUACAGAAAGCCAGAGGACCAGAACCAAAGACUUGUUUCAGAAAGACAGAAGAGAGUUCUUUGGAAGCCCGUGGGUACAGAGAAGCAGUUGAUUCCAGAUCCAGGCGUAGAAUGUUUGAACAAAGACUCCCAUGUGAGACUUUCCGGACAUACCCAGGAUCAUACAAUAUUUCACAAACAGUGAAAAGCCAGUUACCUCAUUGCUUACCAGCUCACUCAAAGAAGACAUAUGACUCUUUCCAAGAUGAACUGGAAGAUUACAUCAAAGUACAGAAAGCCAGAGGACUAGAUCCAAAGACUUGUUUCAGAAAGAUAAGAGAGGCCCCUGUGCAAACCCAUGGGUACAGAGAAGUUGAUUCUGGACCCAGACCAAGAAUCUGUGAGCAAAGAUUUUCAUUUGAGACUUCCCAGACCUAUCAACAACCAUAUACUAAUUCACCAGUGGAAAGCCAGUCACAGCAUUGGUUACCAGUUCAUUCAAAGAGGACAUACGACUCUUUCCAAGAUGAACUUGAAGAUUAUAUCAAAGUGCAGAAGGCCAGAGGACUAGAGCCAAAGACUUGUUUCAGAAAGAUAAGUGAUAGUUCUGUGGAAACUCAUAAAUACAGAGAAAUGGUUGAUUCCAGACCCAGACAUAGAAUGUUUGAGCAAAGACUCCCAUUUGACACUUUCCAGACUUACCAAGGACCAUAUAAUAUUUCACAGGCAGCAGAAAACCAGUUACCUCAUUGCUUACCAGCUCAUGAAAACAAAGACAGAUUAGACCCUAUGACCUACUGUCAACUCACCAGAGACUAUUUCCCAGAAAAACCAGUACCCCUGAGCCUUAGUCAGCAGGAAAAUAACUCUGGCCCAUACAGUGUGGAAUCUGAAGUUUACAAGAACCUCUCUUCAGAAAACAGUACUAGUGACCCUCAUGUAAAUCAUAAGCGGAGACAUCAGAAGAGAAGAAGGCACCAGGAGGAAGGUGAAGAAAGGCCAGAGAAGGAGCAGUCCAAGCAUAAAAAGAAAAAGGAUACAGAUCUAGACAAGGACGACAGCAUCCAGCAAAAGAAAAGAGAGGGAGAUAAAGUCAGCAUCAGUUCAGAAAAGCUUAAGCAUCGAAAAAAGAAAAAAAGCCAUGGUGUACCCUCUGAGAAAGAAGAACGUAAGCACAAGAAAGAGAAAAAGAAAUCUGUUGAAGAAAAGACAGAAGAGGAAAUGCUUUGGGAUGAAUCUAUUCUUGGAUUUUGAACUUUUAGUAUUGUUUACCCAAUGAAAAAUUGGUUAAGAAUAGGGGAAUUUAGCCAAAGACAGGGAUAUCCAAUGAAGAAAAAGAGAGAUGGGUACAGUCAUUUUCAGUUCAGGAAAGCUUAGUUUUAUGUGUGUAAAAAUUUGAAUUGAAAGAACAGACAAACAAGCCUAAAUCUAGCCUUUGAGAAAUAAGAACAUAAGAAAAACGUAAGAACACAACAAGAACAUAAGAGAAAAGGAAGCCUGUUGAAGAAAAGACAAAAGUGUCAAUGCUCUGGGAUGAGUCGUCUCUUGGAUUUUGAACUUUUCAGUUUUGUGCCCUUAAGGUUGAAUUGAAGAAAUAAGUUGAAGAGUUUGGUUUCAUGAAAUUCAUGUUAUUUGAAUUUUCCUAAGUGGACAGUUACUUUAACCGCUAACAAAAGCCAAGUGAAGUAAAAGUAUUCAAUAUGCCUUUUCCUCAAGUUAUUUUUCCUCAUUUCUUGAAAUGAAAGAAAAAUUACGUGUUUCAUACAUACAGAGUAAUUUCCCUUAAUGAGGCUGUCUCCACUCCUAUUCAUCAAAUUGUUGUGAUAGUGAAUUUUUUACUUCUGGGAAAUAAUUUAUUUUAAAUGAGAGAAUUACCACGCAUUACAGAAUCCAUCCCUUGUAUGGAUUUGUGUUAGUGUUGGUGGUAUUGUUUUUAUCGUUGUUAUUGUAUGUUUAUGUUUCUUGGUUUUCUCCAGGGAAAAUGUGUGAAGCAACUCAGACUGAUUUUUUUGUUUGUUUGUUAAAUCUAAU
Molecule: messenger RNA, 2967 nt
Organism: Phacochoerus africanus (Common warthog)
Lineage: Eukaryota; Metazoa; Chordata; Mammalia; Artiodactyla; Suidae
Gene: ZMAT1
Product: zinc finger matrin-type 1
Exons: 8
Coding region: 10-2190 (726 amino acids)
Molecular function (GO): nucleic acid binding; zinc ion binding
Source: RefSeq, a predicted model, not a curated record